This is a messenger RNA of Chlamydomonas reinhardtii, 330 nucleotides long. Its product is annotated as ribosomal protein S21. Gene Ontology annotation, cellular component: ribosome; cytosolic small ribosomal subunit. Gene Ontology annotation, biological process: translation; endonucleolytic cleavage in ITS1 to separate SSU-rRNA from 5.8S rRNA and LSU-rRNA from tricistronic rRNA transcript (SSU-rRNA, 5.8S rRNA, LSU-rRNA); endonucleolytic cleavage to generate mature 3'-end of SSU-rRNA from (SSU-rRNA, 5.8S rRNA, LSU-rRNA). The record is from RefSeq and is a predicted model, not a curated record. Gene Ontology annotation, molecular function: structural constituent of ribosome. NCBI's taxonomy places the organism in Eukaryota, Viridiplantae, Chlorophyta, Chlorophyceae, Chlamydomonadales, Chlamydomonadaceae. The transcript is spliced from 3 exons. Bases 45 to 293 code for a protein of 82 amino acids.
UCUCCCCGCCGCACACACGAGGUCCAUUUCAAGACCCUUGAAAGAUGAUCAACGACGAGGGCCAGGUCGUCGACCUCUACAUCCCGCGCAAGUGCGCGUGGACCAACAAGCUCAUCACCGCCAAGGACCACGCCAGCGUGCAGAUUAACAUCGGCCACCUGGACGCCAACGGCGUGUACAGCAACCAGUACACCACCUUCGCCAUUGCCGGCAACGUGCGCGCCAUGGGUGAGGGCGACUCCGCUCUGGACAUCAUGUGGCGGAAGAAGCAGGUGGAGGCUGAGGCCCACUAAGUGCUGAAGCAUCCGCAGCGUGUAACCGGUGGUGUGU